UAAUCCUGAAAAGACUAAAUUUCACGUUAAAACAUGACAUCUGAGUAUCGUCCAAGAAUUAUUGUGAACGGAACAAGAAGAACAAGAACAUUCCAUUACUUCUAUUGCCGUCAUUGCAGCCGCACCAUUAGGCUCCAAAACUAUGGUCUAUAUGGUCCUUUAUGUCCUCUCUGUUCUAGAGAGAUCAAUCUCCACGAUGAGCUUGACAUUAUGAGGCUAAACCGGCCUUAUUGGGAUACCGAUACCGAUUGGAUCACUCUCCAUCUUGUCAACUCAACGAGAAGCAACCGGUUAAAUCAUGAACUAGUUAAUACCGAUGAUGAAUUCGCUGAUGUCUUGCCUAACGAACGUGUCGGUCCACCACCGGCCUCUCCAUCCGCCAUUGAGGCUGUAAAUACGGUGACGGUCUCGGAAGAAAAUUUGGCAAAAGAGAUGGUUUGUGCGAUAUGCAAGGAGGAGUUUGAAGUUGGAGAGGAAGGAAAAGAGUUGAAAUGUUUGCAUUUGUACCAUCCAAGCUGCAUUGUGUCUUGGUUGAAUAUUCAUAAUACUUGUCCCAUUUGUCGCUUUGAGGUUAACUUAGGCGUUUCCCAUUGUCACGUUGAUGGAGAAGGGUCUCACAACCUCGGCAAUGGUCGAUCAAAUCGCAUUCGAACUAGGGUUUGUUCUUUGCGGCCUCUCCGAAUGAUGUUUGAUUGGGUACAUAAUCUCCUCGAAAUAUUGCAGAUGUAAGAAUAACAAACACUUGAAAAACAUCAAAGAUAUUGCGAACAAGAAAAUAAAAUCAAGAGGUAACGAGGAUUAAAGGCGAAAAGAGGCGUUUAUAGUCUUUUCGUGAAACAAAACUCUGACUAUAUUUUAUGUAAAUAUCAUCAAAUAAUUAUCUUUGAUUCCUUUGGAAGUUGUACGUAACUCCUGUAAAUAAAAUUAAGAAUUAUGGUGAAAAUGUUUUAGUUGGUAGAUCAUACGAUGAAAUAGAUUAGCCAUGGAUAUAUUUAUCCGGAACCUAA
Messenger RNA from Brassica napus (rape), 1007 nucleotides. Its product is annotated as RING-H2 finger protein ATL54. Gene Ontology annotation, cellular component: cytoplasm. NCBI's taxonomy places the organism in Eukaryota, Viridiplantae, Streptophyta, Magnoliopsida, Brassicales, Brassicaceae. The record is from RefSeq and is a predicted model, not a curated record. The transcript has 2 exons. Bases 34 to 729 code for a protein of 231 amino acids. Gene Ontology annotation, molecular function: zinc ion binding; ubiquitin protein ligase activity. Gene Ontology annotation, biological process: protein ubiquitination.